GCCCUAGAUUCCCUCUCAAUAUCAUUUUUUACGUCAAUCUUCUUCUUCUUCUUCCUCUUCCUCACUGUUUGAAUGUUGAUUAAGAAGCCUCAACUGGAUCCAUCAAUUUCUGAAGCCGCUCAACUAACAAAGAAGCUCCAGUUUCUGGUGUUUUUCGCCGCUGGAUUCCCCUUCUUCUACUUCACUCAUUGUCUCAAAUCUCCACUCUAGCAGCAGGGUUGAGUUCCCGCUCGCUUUUCUUAGUUUGAUUCCUGAUUUUGGUUUUUACAAAUGGUUUUCUUCACUCUGCUUGGAUUUCAGAUUUUUCUUCCUCCUUUGUGCCCUUGAUCUAUACAAUUUUUUUUUUUAUUAAAAAAAGAAAUUAAUAGGUUGAUUCCUCUUAUCCCUCUAACUGCAUUUUGUUGGUGUUUUCUGUUUCGAUUUCUUUGGACUUUCCCUUCCAACAUUCCGGAUGCUUUGGUUCCCCCAUCCCUGUCUACUACUCAAAAGGAUUGAUAUGCCAAACAAAUAUGUCAUUCAAAAGCUUUUUUCGCGAGCUAAGGGAAAUGAAAAAUGGGAUUAGAAUCAGACCGAAGCGAGGGGGAGAAGGGAGGAAUUGGCGAAGUCGUACAAGGUCACAUAUUGCACCUGAUGAAGUGCCUCCUCAACCUGAAGUUAUACAACAAGGGCAGUGGGCAAAUUUGCCUCCUGAGUUGCUUUUGGACAUAAUUCGAAGAGUUGAAGAGAGUGAAACCUCGUGGCCUGCUAGGACUGUUGUUCUUUUUUGUGCUUCAGUUUGCAAGUCAUGGAGAAAAAUUACACUGGAAAUUGUUAAAACUCCUGAGCAGUGUGGGAGGCUCACGUUUCCCAUUUCGCUUAAACAGCCGGGACCUCGAGACUCUCCAAUUCAAUGCUAUGUUAGAAGGCACAGAGCAACUUCAACCUAUCUUCUAUACUCCGGAUUGGUGCCUUCGGAGAAUGAAGGUGAUAAACUCUUAUUAGCAGCCAAGAGAAUAAGAAGGGCUACGGGUACAGAUUUUGUUGUAUCUUUGGUAGCUGAUGAUUUUUCUAGGGCCUGCAGUACCUAUGUGGGUAAAUUAAGGUCCAAUUUUUUUGGCUCAAGAUUCAUCAUGUAUGAUAGUCAACCACCAGUUCUCACUGCAGGACAACAGAGCAAUCAAUCAAAUCGUAGGUUUCAUGCCAAGCAAGUCUCUCCAACAAUGUCAGCUUGCAACUACUCUAUAGGGUCAAUCUCUUAUGAGCUUAAUAUUCUACGAACUAGAGGACCACGAAGAAUGCGUUGUGUAAUGCAGUCAAUCCCUGCAUCAUGCAUUCAACAGGGAGGAAAUGCACCAACACCAACCUCAUUCUCGUCCUGCCUCAACGACCAUCACCACCACCUACCUUUACCGACUUCUAAUGGAAAGGAGUCAGACAUAGAUUUCAGUUCCACAAGUAUCACUGAGACACCAGUUCAAGAAUUGGGAGAAUCUUUGGUUCUCAAGAACAAGGCUCCUAGAUGGCAUGAACAGCUCCAAUGCUGGUGCUUGAACUUCAGAGGGCGUGUGACAGUGGCUUCUGUAAAAAAUUUCCAACUCGUGGCCGAUGUCGAUCCAGCCCUCGAUGUGUCAGUUGAAGAACAAGAGAAGAUAAUAUUGCAGUUUGGAAAAAUCGGAAAGGACAUCUUCACAAUGGAUUAUCGCUAUCCGCUCUCCGCUUUCCAAGCCUUUGCAAUCUGCUUAAGCAGCUUUGACACCAAACCAGCCUGUGAAUAGUAAUACAUCCAAUUCUCAGUGAUUCAGAAAGUUAAAAGAGUUCAGGCCAUGAACUUGAUUUGUUUCUUACAAAACUCCGCCUCUUUACUUUUGAAACCUUCUCAACUGGAAGGUAAAGCAUUGCACAGCCAUUCCACAGUCCGGGGUUAUGGAGCUGAACUUUGAUGUAUGUGUUUCUCACAUCUGAUGAUCUGAGAUUGUUUUAUAUUUUCACCAUUUCCUUGUUAAUGGAAACUUCACUUCUUCAUCUAUAUCAAUCCAUUUUAUUCUAUAGUCAUUCACCA
Messenger RNA from Cucumis sativus (cucumber), 2038 nucleotides. RefSeq names its product tubby-like F-box protein 5. Bases 510 to 1754 code for a protein of 414 amino acids. Gene Ontology annotation, molecular function: protein binding. Lineage: Eukaryota; Viridiplantae; Streptophyta; Magnoliopsida; Cucurbitales; Cucurbitaceae. The record is from RefSeq and is a predicted model, not a curated record. The transcript is spliced from 5 exons.